Messenger RNA from Phycodurus eques (leafy seadragon), 2813 nucleotides. RefSeq names its product progesterone immunomodulatory binding factor 1 (gene pibf1). Gene Ontology annotation, cellular component: centriolar satellite. The transcript has 18 exons. The record is from RefSeq and is a predicted model, not a curated record. Gene Ontology annotation, biological process: cilium assembly. NCBI's taxonomy places the organism in Eukaryota, Metazoa, Chordata, Actinopteri, Syngnathiformes, Syngnathidae. The coding region runs from base 485 to 2776 and encodes 763 amino acids.
CUUUUGGCCAUUAGUAGGAACUUUUGGUGCAUAUUGAUAUUGAAUAAAUGUUAAAAUUUCCAUACUGACAGGCAACUAGUGGUUGCACUGCGCCUAUAUUACAACAGGUGGCGCUGUAAGUUAUACAUCUCGGGCAAUGUAUCGCCACUACGACUUCAUCUCAUUUCUGUAUAUGUAAAAAGUAACGCCUCGAUUCUCGUUCCGCUCUCGGCAUUUUACCAACACGGACAUCGAGGAGGAGAACACAGUUGCAAAUAAGAUGUACCCGGGACCGCUGCGGAAGGAAGCGGGACCCUUGAAAAUAAUAAAGUGUGUUUCUGACAGCUCUCGUCUUUAUGUCGUCUCGUUUGAUGCUUACAUAAUAUUUUAUCGGACGUAUCUGUAUAGAAUCACAUGGCGCACUUUCCGAGCUAGUUUGAACGACACAACUUUGUCAUUCCGCGCUUAGCUCGUUAGCAUUAGCUAACCGGAGUCGAACAAGAAAAUGCCCCCGAGGAAGCCAAAGUCGAGCGCCGCCAACGUCUCCAGCUCGCUGGACCUGGAGUCGGAGGAUGUCAGCCUGGAGACCACCGUGCGCACCGCAGAGGACGUCUCCUCAUCGGACGAGACGCGACCCGGCUCGCAGAAGCUCAUCCGACAGCUGCUGGAGAGGAAGGAAUUGCUGCAUAACGUCCAGCUGCUGAAAAUUGAGCUUUCCCAGAAGAACCUCACCAUAGACGACAUGAAGGCAGACUACAUGUCCAAGGUGGAGGACCUGGAGGAGCAGCUGAAUGAUGCUCUCCAUCAGAAACAAGUGUUGGCGCUGAGGCUGGACAGUGAGCUGAAGAUUGCUCAGGAAGACAACAGGAAGCAGCAUGCUUUGCGAAAGAAGGAAGUGGACAGCAUCCUUCUGCGGCAGCAGCAGCUGGAGGAGGCCAACCAGCAGAUGCGGGAGAAGGCCGGAGAACUGCGCCGGUCUCUCCGGGACUUGGACAUGUCGCACGAGCGCUACCAGGAGCUCCGCGACCUUCCCGAGGAGACCAUGUCUAUUCAGGAAUUUGUUGCUGUGCGCUUUUACGAAGUGGUGACUCCAUUGAGGGCUCAGGUGGCCGAGCUGCGUGUGAAGAAAGACACUUUGAAGGAAGACCUGGAAACGCAGCGGACACAAAUGAAGGCUCUGAUGGAGAGCUAUGAGGAUGAACGCCGUCUCCGCACAGAGCUGGAGCUGAGGAGCCAGAGACUGACUUUGGAGCUGGCUGACACCAAACAGCACAUCCAAGAUGGAGACUACCGCCGGGAAAACUACCCCAACAUCAAACGUGAGCGUGAUGUCUUGGAAGCCGAGCUGAAGGAGGUGACGAGAAGAUUUGAGACGCUUAACUUGACUCACGCGGCCCUUGGCAGGGAGAGAGAGGCCCUCAGCAAAGAGAUGGCGACGUUGCAGCAGUCAGCGACGCUGCUGCAGAAGGACAAGGAGUACCUGCACAGACAGAACAUGGAGCUGAGCAUUCGCUGUGCGCAUGAGGAAGAUCGCCUGGAGCGCCUGCAGGUGCAACUGGAGGACACCAAGAAGGCCAGGGAGGGCGCCUAUGAAAAAUAUAUAGCAUCCAGCGAUCACUAUAAGUCUGAGUAUGAACGGAAGUUGAGAGAUGAGCUGGAGAACAUCCGUCUAAAGACCGGUCAGGAAAUCGACAACCUGCAGAGAACAUCCAGGGAGAUGUACGAGAGAGAGAACAGAAACCUGCGUGAGGCCAGAGACAAUGCGGUGCUGGAGAAGGAGCGGGCGUUCGCUGCUGAGAGGGACACGCAGUCGCGAUACGACCAGCUUCUGGAACAGUUUCGCCAGCUGCAGCUCGGCACCGACAGCAGGGUCGCCGAGUUGUCCAACCAGGCAAAGCUGCACUCCUUCGAAGCUGAGCGUGCUCAAAUGAUGAAGGAGGAGACGGACAAGGCUCUUGCUCAGUGCCAGAUCGAGUGUGAGAAACAGUGCAAAAAACUGGAGGUCCUCACACAGGAGUUUUACAGGCUACAGACGUCAUCGGAGAAGCGCACUGCUGAGCUUCAUGCGCAGAAUGCCGAGCAGGCAUCCCGGUUGGAGACGUAUGAAAAACUCGAGCAGGAGCUGGACCAGGUCACCAUGCAGGCUGCUGAAAUUGAGAAUGAGGAGGAAGCAGAGAGGAUCCUCUUCUCGUACGGCUAUGGAGCCAACGUUCCCACCACAGCCAGAAGGAGACUUCAGCAGAGUGUUCACCUGGCCCGCAGGGUGCUGCAGCUGGAGAGGCAGAACACAUCACUGAGGAGAGACUUGGAGAGGCACCAGACCCAAACAGGCCAAAUAUCUGAGGAGUUGUUAGUGGCCAACCAGCUGCUGGAGCAGACGCAGCAGCCUUACAGCUACCUGAUCGAGACGGUGAGACAAAAGGACGCACAGAUCAACAGCCUGAAGCAACGAGUCACUUCACUUGAAGACGAUGUCACUUCUCUGAGGAAAGAGCGGACGGCUCUGUUGCAAGUGAAGAACAACAUGGCUGCCGAUCUGGAACGGCUCCUCAACCAUCGGGAGGAGUUAGCCAUGAUGAAGCAGGUCCUGAUCAGCAUGCGCUCCCAACAGGAAAACGUUCUAAGCCCCUUGGAGGCGAACAAAGCCGACCCAAGGACCUCCCGCUCAGACAAGUGGCGCUCCAAGCAGGACAGCGGGCCCACCGAGGACGAGUCUCCCGGCAAACCUAAACCCACCGUGUUCACCAAAAGAGAAGCUCCUGAUUGGUACCAAAGACUCAAGCAGAAACCCAAAUAAUGAUGUGUGGUGUUUUAAAAAAAAAAAAAAAAAAAAA